AAAGGUGACGUUGCUUGUGAUUAGUGUAUCUUCAUGCAGGCAGCAUUCAGGGAAGGAAGUACAGGUGCAGCUGCAGCUGGCAGAGGGCAUCAUGUUAAAAUCAUUGGGGAGAGAGAAAAAGUAAAGAUGCUGUGGAGUCUGUUGUUCAUCUCCCUGAUUGGAAGUGCACAAAAUGAUGAUGGUACAGCUCUCUGCAACACACAACGCCUACCACUUAAUGGGACAAAAACAUCUCAGAAAUCAAACUACACAGAUGCAAAUCAACUCAUCUACUCUUCUGCAAGAGCUACUGAUGGGAAUAUGACGACAUGUGCUAUCACUGGGAAGGAGUCAGACCCCUGGUGGAGAAUUGACCUGCUGCGUGUCUGCAACAUUUCUUGUAUCACUAUCUACAACACAGCUGAGGACAACACUGACAUAAGUGGUGCUCAGAUCCACAUUGGGAGCUCGCGUGAAAACAACACCAUCACUAACAGCAUAUGUGAAAACAUCACAAACUUCAAAAAAAACAAUUCGAAUAACUUCACAUGUAAUACAACCAUGUCGGGGCGCUACAUCACUGUCUUCUAUCCAGGAAAUAAACCGUUAAUUCUGUGUGAAGUGAUGAUCUACGGCACAAUAACAGAUCCACCCUUUGUGCUGAUCAAUGAGAGUAAGACGUGGGAAGAGGCCCUGUACUACUGCAGGGACAAUUACAUGGACCUGGCUUCCAUCGUUGAUGAAGACACCCAGGCCUGGGCUGAGCUGGAGGCCAAGAAGGCCAACACUCCCUUUGUGUGGCUGGGCCUUCACUACACCUGCACCCUGGAGUUCUGGUUCUGGGUCGAUGACCAGCGCCUAGACUUCAAUCGCUGGAAACCAGAGAAGAAAAGAGGAGAUUGUGGCAUGAGUGGUGCCAUGGAGACACGAGAGGAACAUCUCUGGUUCAGCACCUCUGACUACGAGACGUUUUAUUUCAUCUGUGCAAAGUGAUGGGUUCAGGCCCAGAGCAGCAGCUUUCCAGAUAAAAGGGAUGAAGCACAGAGCAUUUCCUCACUAAAUGUGACUUACAACAACACAUAUAUCACUUGCUUUUUUAGUAAUUGCAACAGUUUAUGGAAUUAGUGUCAAUGUAUCCUACAUUUGUAAUUUAUGAUAUUUUGAUACAAUGAUUUUAUGAUGAUGUUGUCAACAUUUUUUAUUCUCUUCUUGAAACUGGAUCCUUGGGAUUUAAAUGGCCUGUCAAUAUUAUGUUAAGAAAUUCCUAAUUUCCAUUCAUAUUAAAUAAAUUUUAUGUGGCCACAUAUGUUUUGUAAACCUACACUUGCAUACUUCAAUAAGUCUUUUUAAAUGAUAUUUACUGCAUAUGUUAUUUCCUCUGAAUGUAUAGGGAAUAUGUGGAAGAACUGCUUAAUGUAUGUAUUAAUAUAUGGGUUGACAUUUUUUGGUGGGGCACGCUAUGAAGAUGCAAAUUUGCCUUUCUUUAUUAUUGUUUUUGGAAUACCAAUAUCAAGUCUAAAUAAAAGUUGAUGUGUUUGAACAAUUAA
Messenger RNA from Micropterus salmoides (largemouth bass), 1526 nucleotides. Its product is annotated as fucolectin-1-like. The transcript is spliced from 7 exons. The record is from RefSeq and is a predicted model, not a curated record. Lineage: Eukaryota; Metazoa; Chordata; Actinopteri; Centrarchiformes; Centrarchidae. The coding region runs from base 34 to 972 and encodes 312 amino acids.